Symbiodinium necroappetens is the source of this 579-nucleotide messenger RNA. Lineage: Eukaryota; Dinophyceae; Suessiales; Symbiodiniaceae. The record is from the annotation of a GenBank genome assembly.
GUGAGCCCACCCCCAAGUUCUACCGUCUGUGACGAUGAGCUGAACUUUAGCCUGUCUGUCACGACAGAAGAAUCCGAGGCCGGUCACCGCGACAUCGACCCAGUGUUUGGCGAGGACGAAAGACUUGCAGUAGAGGAGAUGAGUCAUUUCGACGGUGAUCUUCCUGAGGAGCCAAUGAUGCGAAAGGUCAACUCAACCAGCUCAUUCCGCAAGCAUGCGGUUCGUGCCCGUCGCGAGCGAAUUCGCGCAGAGCGGCGUGAGGAGGUCGACGACUUCUUGCAGAGGAACAACUUCGCUGGUGUCAAUGCGCCACGCUCUCGCUCGGGAUUCAGGUUGCUCUCGGAAUCCGUUUUCCCACUCCACGUGGCAGCCCAGAAAGGAGAUGCUCACAUGGUACAAGAGCUUCUUCGAGAAAGGGCGGAUCCCAACAAGAGGACCUCUUCCGGGCGUACGGCGUCGGACAUGGCAAAUGCAAUGAAUCAGUUUGGCUCGCACCGUAUGGUGCUCGAGAUCCUGUCCGGACGGUGGAACACCAUGAGCUUCCGUGACCUGAGAGCCAUUUCAGGCCAGAGCGCCUAG